This is a messenger RNA of Linum trigynum, 1295 nucleotides long. NCBI's taxonomy places the organism in Eukaryota, Viridiplantae, Streptophyta, Magnoliopsida, Malpighiales, Linaceae. The record is from the annotation of a GenBank genome assembly.
UCCAGCCUCUCUGCAUACGCAUGCCAACUAGUUUCGCCCUGCCUUGGGAUCAUUAGGGAGACGACAAUAGCCUCCGAUCAGUUGUGCCUUCUCUUGCAACGAUCUCCUUCAUAGCCACAUCCUGACUCGGCCAGAAUAAUGCACAGGCAGACAAUGCCUUAUAGCUAAUGUCCCCCCCCCCCUACCCCUCUUGUGAUAAGACAACUAGAUGGCAGCGUUCUUCAGACGAUCAAUACGGUCACGACAUUACGGGUCGUGACAUUUUCCCCCACUCAUAAUGCAGCACGUCCUCGUGCUGGUGAAGAAUGCUUCUCUCCGCAACAUGUAUUUGCAACAUUCGGACCGAUUGUGGGCCUUCGCAUAUGAUACCAUCCUCUGGUGGACAGGCUCUGUUCGCAGUUCAUGUGCUAGCCUGAUGUGCCCUGCACACAUACCCCUUCGCCCCUCGACAUCAACCUUCACUCUUGCUUCUUAUGUUCUAGUACCUCAGUCGACCUUCACCCUACGCUUCUCCCAAAGUUUGUACCUCAAUCAACCUUCACCAUACGCUCUCGCUAGCGUUAGUUCCUCGGUUGAACGUCAUUCUCGGCCGUUGCAUCUUCAACCUGUCGAGGUCCCCCACAAUGGUGCAACACAUGUGUAUCUGCGUCCGGACCGCCUGAUGCACACCCAGGAUCGCCUCUCAUUCUGGCAUAGGGUCGUCCCAUACUCAACCUACGUCGCACCGAGAGAGGAACCGGGCUCUGAUACCACUUGUCACGGACAUAGACUUCCGAAGCCCGUGCGGCAUCUUGAGGUGCACUCAUACCUCAAGACCAGCCUCUCUGCAUACGCAUGCCAACUGGUUUCGCCCUGCCUUGGGCUCAUAUUGUUAGCAGAGUUGGUACUUUUUUCAGUAGCAGCUCUUGGGAUCUCCGACUCUUAUACGCAGGUGUGGUUGCAAAGCGAAACGCGGCUUUGGAGAGACUUGUUGGACCUCUAUGGUGCUCCUUGAUUAGCUUUGUCUGGCAGGAAAGGUGUCGAAGGCUCUAUGGAGAGGUCCCAAGAGCGAUCGAGUUGGUGACAGAGUUAUGGCUGCGAGAUUUUCGCUUCUUUGUUUCCUCUUAUCCAGGUUUAAAGGCUGGGAGAGUUUGCGUCCCUCCAACAGCAUAACAAUAAAAUAAAAAAUAACUUAGAAAGUGAAAUAGAACCCAACGAAUUUAAAGUCUAACGGAAACGCUAAAAUUAGUGUGACUGAUUUAAAGACCAACAUAAAUGUUUAAACGAAGCAUUCCAAUUAAAGUGUGAUAAAUGAC